AUGGAUGUUCAGGAGGUUGCUGCCAAUUUGAUGGCAUUUGCAGCCAUCCGCGUUGAUGGCUCCGUUGUUGUGUGGGGUCACCAGUCUUGUGGAGGUCAGAUCGACGAGAACUUGCAGGCCCAGCUCAGUGAAAAUGGUGGAGUUCGCCGAAUUGUCACUUCUGAGCGGGCUUUUGCUGCCUUGAAGCGCGACGGAAGCGUGACGUGUUGGGGCUGUUUGUACCCCAGCGCUAAAGUUCCGGACUUGGGGGCAAGGCGAAUUAGCAGUAUCUACUCGACGCGAGCUGCUUUUGCAGCCGUUGAUGCAGAUGGUGGCGUGGUUUGCUGGGGCCAUGCAGCUUGCGGUGGCGAUUGCAGCGCGGUGGCUGAACGCCUGCAGGAGGGUGUGACGAGAGUGUACUCUACCGACAACGCCUUUGCUGCUCUGCGACACGAUGGCUCAGUCGUGACGUGGGGCUCCCAAACUGGGGGCGGCGUUUCUGACUCCGUGUCAGACCUUCUGCAGAGCUCUGUGCAGAAGGUGGUUGCGACGGAGGCUGCUUUCGCUGCUCAUCGCGCGGACCGCCAUGUCGUGGCUUGGGGCGACCCCAUGGCCGGAGGGGCCCUCCAGGCCCCGCUAGGGGACGUUGCUGACCUUUGUGCCUCGGGCAGCGCCUUCGCUGCGGUAUUGAUGGAUGGCUCCCUGCGGACUUGGGGGAACGAGCUGGCUGGUGGUUGUUGUCUUGACCACCACCAGCGAACUGGAAUUUGCCGCCUGUUCGCGACCCACGAAGCUUUUGCUGCCAUCUGCCUUGAUGGAUCAGUUCUCACAUGGGGCGAUCCUACGGCGGGCGGGAACAGCGACGCAGUGCAGCACCUGCUGCAUGAUGUGCAGGAGAUCUUUUGCACAAAAGCUGCGUUUGCGGCACUCCGUUCAGAUGGUUCCGUCAUUACCUGGGGCAGCCCGAUGUAUGGAGGAAGCAGCAGCCGUGUGGAACAUCAGCUCCAAGGAGGCGUGGCUCGUGUGUACGCUGCAGAAUGCGCGUUUGCAGCUGUUCGCACAGACGGCACGCUGGUGACGUGGGGUUACCCCCGCUACGGAGGCUGCUGUGAGGCGGUGAGGACACAACUCGUCGCUGAAGCCCUGAAAGCUGCAUGCGAGCGCCAGACUCCACGCUGA
Symbiodinium pilosum is the source of this 1158-nucleotide messenger RNA. NCBI's taxonomy places the organism in Eukaryota, Dinophyceae, Suessiales, Symbiodiniaceae. The record is from the annotation of a GenBank genome assembly.